Ostrea edulis (European flat oyster) is the source of this 5802-nucleotide messenger RNA. RefSeq names its product ATPase family AAA domain-containing protein 2-like. Gene Ontology annotation, molecular function: chromatin binding; ATP hydrolysis activity; histone binding. The transcript is spliced from 23 exons. Gene Ontology annotation, cellular component: nucleus. Gene Ontology annotation, biological process: positive regulation of transcription by RNA polymerase II. Bases 67 to 4224 code for a protein of 1385 amino acids. NCBI's taxonomy places the organism in Eukaryota, Metazoa, Mollusca, Bivalvia, Ostreida, Ostreidae. The record is from RefSeq and is a predicted model, not a curated record.
AUUUUGCGUAGUAAGUGCUGCCGUGGUGAAUAGGCUCCAUGAAAGUAGGAAAGCAGCCGAAAAAGAAUGGUGAAUACCAGACAUAGGUCGGAAAAUCGACCAGAAGUUCAAUUUUUAUCGAACGAAGAUUUUGAAAGGAAACAUGCUGCGCACUGUGAGGAAAGUGAUGAAAGUAGUGGUGUUGUUGACUUCUCCCCAAGGAGUCUCAGAAAAUCGACAAGUAAGAAGACUGGAGCAGCCACCAGGCGCAGGUUUGUGAUAGAUGAUGAUGAUCCAACAGAUGAAGAAAGCAACAUUGAAUCUCAUCAAACACCAUCAGUGAAAUCAUCCCUUCGUAGAUGUCACCCAGCCGUAGAGAAGGAAGAAGUGACAGUGCGUCGCAGUAGCAGACAGAGGAAAUUACUGUAUGGAACAUUUGAUCCGAAGAUCCUAGAAAGGGCUCUCUAUGUUGAUAAACAAAGCUAUGAACAUGAAGAGGACAACCCCAGAAAGAAGAGAAGGGUGGAAGAAACAAAUGAUGUUGACAUCGAGGACAUGGAGGAAAGCAUGUACAGCCGUGUGAAGCGGGUGAGAAAACCGGUGAAGAGAGAUAUGUAUGGCAUGCCUGUACAUGAGACAUCGGAGAGUGAGUCUAGUGAAGAUGAAAAUGCUGAAGAUGGUGACGAAGAGGAUAAUGAAAAUAAUGAAGAAGAUGAAGAUGAUGAUGAAGAAGAGGAUGAUGAAGAAAAGGAAAAAAAAUCUGAUAAAUCGCAGAGACGUUCAUAUUACCUCAGGGAACACAAACCCAGAACACAGCUGUUCGAAGUGCCAAUAGAGGAAAGGCGACGUAGAAAACCCACAAUAUUUGCUGAAACACCUGAUUCACCUGUUAGACGAAAGAAACACUCUCCUGUCUACCGUUCACCUGCUCACAGACGAGUCAAUCUCAGAAGAAAGAGAGCUUUUCAUGGUAGUUCCAGUACCUCCUCCUCCUCCUCGGGAUCUAGCAGCGAUGAGGGGCAUUUUCAGAGAAGGAAGACAAAGAGUAUGGCUAGAGCAAGAAAUCAACUUUUGCCCAUGAACCUGGCCGACAAGGACGUUGUAGGGACCAUGAAGGACCGGCAGAGGAUUGGGGCCAGUCUGGCAGAUGUUGACCCCAUGACAAUUGAUAAAUCUGUGACAUUUGCCAGUGUUGGAGGCCUUGAUAAGCACAUCAGAGCACUGAAAGAAAUGGUGGUUUUCCCCCUUCUGUAUUCGGAGGUCUUUGAGAGAUUUAAGAUCGCACCUCCCAGAGGAUGUCUGUUUUAUGGCCCACCGGGCACUGGGAAAACUUUGGUAGCCAGAGCCUUGGCCAAUGAAUGCAGCAAGGGAGAUAAGCGUGUGGCUUUCUUCAUGAGGAAAGGAGCCGACUGUUUGAGUAAAUGGGUCGGGGAAUCGGAACGUCAGCUCCGUCUUCUAUUUGAUCAGGCUUAUCAGAUGCGGCCUUCCAUCAUCUUCUUUGAUGAGAUAGAUGGACUUGCACCAGUCAGAUCCAGUCGCCAGGAUCAGAUUCACAGCUCCAUUGUUUCUACACUCCUGGCUCUGAUGGAUGGACUGGACAACAGAGGGGAGAUAAUCGUGAUCGGAGCCACCAACAGAAUCGAUUCUAUCGAUCCCGCUCUCAGAAGACCAGGCAGAUUUGACAGAGAAUUUUUGUUUCCUUUACCCUCAAAAGAGGCAAGAAGGCAGAUUCUGUCCAUACACACUAAAGACUGGAAUCCUAGACUACUACCUCAGUUCAUUAACAGUGUGGCUGAUCUCUGUGUUGGCUACUGUGGGGCUGACUUGAAGGCACUGUGUACUGAAGCUACCCUGCUGGCCCUGAGACGGAGGUACCCCCAGAUCUACCAGUCCUCUGAGAAGCUUCAGAUUGAUGUGUCCAGUAUUUGUGUGAGUGCUCAGGACUUUCAAAUAGCCAUGCAGUCAAUUGUCCCUGCCUCCCAGCGAUGUGUGGCAUCCCCUGGAAAAGCUCUCAGCUGUCACAUUCAGCCGCUGCUGCAAAAUGUACUGUUGGCUGCACUGGAAACUUUACAUAAAGUAUUUCCUCUCAGUAUUGCUCAAGCAUCAACUCAGGACCCUAAAAGUCAGACUCAGGGACUGGACGAUGAGUGGACUGAUGAUGAGAAUCACGAGGGUCUAACAAUAUAUGAGGGAAAGAGGAGAAAUCGAGUCACUGAUGAAGAAUUCAUGAAAAAUCUGAUCAGUUUCUCCAGCAAGAAGCCGUGCUUGUAUCGCCCCCGUUUGAUAUUGGAGGGACCUGCAGGGAGGGGACAGACCACACACCUGGGUCCCGCUCUGUUACAUCACCUGGAACAUCUGUCUGUUCAUUUGUUGGAUUUAUCCACCAUGUUCUGUGUAUCCACCAGGAGCCCGGAGGAAGCCUGUGCUCAUGUGUUUCGUGAGGCCAUGAGAACCUCGCCUUGUAUUGUUUACAUGCCCCGUAUGAACCAAUGGUGGGAUGUUCUCUCUGAAUCCAUGAGAACCACUCUCUUAACCACAAUACAAAACCUGGACCCUUCAUCAGCAGUCCUGCUCCUAGCAACCAGUGAAGAACCCCUCAAACAGAUAGACCCCUGGGUUCAGGGCAUAUUUGGACAGCAAAGUGGGGAGGUGAUACAUGUUGACAAUCCAUCAAAGGAGGAGAGGAGAGAAUUCUUCCAGGAUCUGCUUCUCAAUCAGACCGUGAAGAUCAAGACUGUGAGGAAAACGAGAGCCAGGGAUUUAGAGAUCCUACCCAAGGCACCUCCCCCUAUUCCCAGAAAACUGACAGACAGGGAGCUUAAGGCAGUGAGAGACAAAGAAGAAAGUACACUAAGGGAGUUACGUAUAUUCCUUAGAGAAGUUGUUAACAAAGUGGUGAAAGACAGGAAAUUCUACAUCUUUGCUCGCCCUGUAGAUAUCGAAGAGGUGCCAGACUACUAUGAAGUGAUCUCCAGACCCAUGGAUCUCUCCACCAUGAUGUCCAAGAUCGACAUGCAUCAGUAUCAGACUGGCAAGGAGUUCUUAAGCGACGUGGAUCUAAUCUGUAGUAACGCCCUGGAAUACAACCCCAACAAAGACACUGCUAGUCGAGCCAUUCGCCACAGAGCCUGUGCACUGAGGGACACAUUCCAUGCCAUCAUUGGAACAGAGCUGGAUCCAGAAUUUGAGAAACAGUGUGAGGAGAUUGCUGAAUCAAGGAAGAAUAGAGGAGAAACUGAGACCCACAAUGUUCCUGCCUAUUACAUUACCAAGUCGAUGGUAGCUAAUCAGGAGAGGUACAGUCGCCGGGUCAGGGGACUGGACAUUGAACCUCAUCAGGAGUUAGAAAAGGUAGAAAAACAGUGGUCUGAUGAGAAGAGGAAAAAGUCACCAGUUAAAAAUAAAGACCAAGAAGGAGAGGGGCCAUCAAAUGAUCACACCAUAGAAAUCAAAAAUACAACCUCACCGAAACUGAUACCCAAAACAGCAUUGUUUACUAGAGCAUCAUUCACUGUGACUCCUAAAAAACCAAAGAGGAGGGAAGUGUGGAGUUACACAAAGAGAAAAAAGUUCAGGAGGUUUGGACGAUAUUCUUUACCCUCUGUCAAACCUCGAGUGAAGAAAAGAUUUUUGACAAAGAGCAGUCCAGAUGAAGGCUCUUUACCCCAUUCAGAGUCCCUAAAAGUGGAUGUUACAGAGUCAGAGGGGGUCAAAAGUUCCAAGUCUCCCCGAAGUCCAGUUCAGAUUUCUCCCUUUAGCAAACCAGUGAAAGCUUUGUCUCCUAGACAAGUGAGUAGUGUGUCAGAUAAGGGCGAGAAAGUUGAGGAGGGAGUUACUGUGAACACAGAUGCCCCCAAAGCCAUGGAGGUGGACAGUGGAGUGAGUAGUUCUGUGGACAGUAAUGGAGAUUCUGUAGACAGUGUGGAACAAGCCAAGCAGCUGGCCAAGCAGAAACUCCUGUCUGUUGAGGAUGUUCAUGUAGAAAUUCCUGCAGAGAAAGAAGCUCCUGUGGUGAUUCAGAAGAUGGAACCAGACAGGUCAACCAAGAUGGAGGUCAGCAAAGAGGCGUUGGAACAGCUGUUAGAAAAUGUUGUUACCUUUACCGAGGGAUUCAAUGUGGAGAGGUUGCAGAAGCUGUACAGUGUGUUCAGUCAAUGUAUCAUAAGACACAGAGACAAUCAUAAUAAAACAGACGUAAUACAGGAGUUACAAACCAUAGCAGAGAAGAGCUGCACACCGUCGUGAUAAGAAUAGAUCUGUGAAGGAAAUAUAGAUCAAUGUCUGCAUAACUACAAAAACAAUUUCCUCUUACAUUUAGGUAGCUACAAUUAUUAAGUAAAGUCAAGAAACUUAAAAAAUAAUGUUCAGAUCAACUUAGACUGGCUGUGUUUAUGCAGUGAUUAUAUGGUACCAUUCCAUUGUAUGCUUGAGUAUGCAGUAAUUGUAUGUGGACAGUUGUAUUGAGAUAUGCCUGUACAGACCCAGUGAUGUCCAGUGUGAACUAGUGUCAUACAUUGUCAGAAUAUGUUACAUUUCUCUUCCUAUUCAGUGUAAAUCCACUGUCGUUGUUAAGCAUGCAAGACCAAUGUGAUUAUAUUGUCUAGUGUUUUUGUUUAUUCUAAAUUACAGAUCAUCGAUAACCAUGACUUAAUUUCAAUGUCACGCUGCUGUGUUGUUCAAGAUGCACGUUUUCAUUGUGUAAAAUGAAAUUUGUAUUGAGAGGAAAUUAUUUAUUUUCUUACUGAAGAUAAAUGAAGAUUGUGUGUGAGAAAAAUGUAUAUGUCUGUUUAGUGGAUUAUUUUGAACUUACUCAAAGUACAAAUGUAUAACCAUAUGCAUGUAUAUAUUUUUGUAUUAUAUAUUAUUGCAUAUAUUUAGUAUUUAUUGAUUUUAAAAUGCAAACUUCACCUUUGUUAAGAUUGUAUUUAUCCCUUUUAUUCUCUGACAUGUGAAGUUCUUGAUUCAGUUCAGAAUUAUUUCUGCUUCAUUUUACUGUGAUGAUUUUACACACAUUUUCCCAGGUUUAUAUUUUACUUUUAUUUACAUGUAUGAUUUUUCUUUUUUAGAAAUGAAACAGCUGUAUCUGUGUACGUCGGAAGUUAUUUUAUAGUCACUUAUAUUCCAUGAGUACCAUAGGUACUGAGAUAUUUCAAAGUAUCUGUGGUGUCCAGGAAGAUUGUUACUUAAACCUUGAUAUAAAAUGUUUUUUCCUGGGUUAAAUUGAAUAUGUGAUUCCUUGUAAUAAAGUAAAGGUGUAAUUAAAGGGAAAAUUAAAAUAAUGAAAAAACCUACAAAAACCAAGUCAUGUUUGCAAGCCUUAAAAUGCUACCAGUAUAUGUAUAUAUACUGUAUAUAUUGUUUUAUACAGGUGAUCAUGGUUAAACAUUUGUAUGAACCGUUGUAUGUACUUGAGUUUUGCUGAUUUAAAUUUUUUUGUACUUUUUAAAGGGUUAUUAUCAAGUCAUUUUGUGUUCUAAUGAACUGAACUCCUAGUGUGUGUUAUUUAUUGUAAAAAUUUGUAUUUAUGCAUGCAUGAUCUCCAUUGUGAACGUUUAAGAUUAAUGUAUUUUCAUUGACAAUUGUGUACUUGGAGUGGUGAAUGCGGUUCAUAUACUCGCAGAAAACACAUCAAUAUUGGAUUAUUCCAUCAUCAUCAGUCUGAAUACUGCAGAGUAUUUCCAAUACAAUCAGGGACUUCAUGUCGGGGAGAAAUGCUAGAUCCGCACACACACCGCCUAACCGUGGUGAAAGUCUCAGGAACACCGCUCAAUUGUCUUAUUUAUUGUACUUACACCAAUAAAGUUUUAACAUUUGAACAAGUUA